Molecule: messenger RNA, 5655 nt
Organism: Symbiodinium sp. CCMP2592
Lineage: Eukaryota; Dinophyceae; Suessiales; Symbiodiniaceae
Source: the annotation of a GenBank genome assembly
AUGACCUUGCUGAUAGACAACCUUCUGAACAGCAAUGUCAAACAGCCAGACAAAGGUUUGCAUGAAGUUCGGCGAUGGACCGAGCUACGGUCGGACCUCUCCGAAUCCCAGGAGGUGUGCAAAAAGGAGUGGCCCAUUCAUGUGGCGCAGGUUCUGGAUGAAAAGCCAACUCUGUUGAUGGACGAAUUGCUCACCCAGCACGACUUUCCAGAUCGCCACCUUGUGAAGCACAUGACGCAGGGGUUUAGGCUUACGGGCUGGGUUUGUAGAUCGGGUCUUUUUCCCUUUGACCCUAAGCCUCCCGCCUCCACCUUAAAAAGUCAGCUCUCUAUGGCCAAGUCCAGAAACACCGCCACCUUGACGAAGCUCUCCAAACAGGCUCCUGAUGAGGUGUCUCGUCGUGCCUGGGCUGAAACGCUUGAAGAAGUUGACAAAGGUUGGAUUGAGGAAGACGAAAACCCAGAUCUUUCUACGGUCCUUGUUGCCAAGCGGUUUGGGCUUUUACAAGGUCCAAAGGUCAGAGUCAUAGACGACUGCCGUGCUUGUGCUUACAACUUGUUAGCAGGCAUCCCUGAGAAAUACAGAUUACAGAGCGUCGAAUACAUCGCUGCCUUCCUCUUGCGAGCCAUGCUUGACCCUCGCAGCAAAGGCGUUAGCAUCUCAGGGAAGACACUUGAUUUGACUGCGGCGUACAAACAGUACGCCACACAUCCCUUCGAUCGUGACCUUUUACGGAUUGGCGUUAAAGACACUUCAAGCGGACACGUUCGCACUUUCAAAGUGAAUUCCUUGCCUUUCGGAGCUACGGGUAGUGUGUCAAGCUUUCUCCGAUGUGCAGCUGCGAUCUGGUUCUUGGGAUCCCAUGCAUUGGGAAUCCCAUGGACCAACUAUUUUGACGAUUUCCCGAUCUUCUCCAAAGAUUCCGACUGCGACCUGGUGGAAGAAGUAGCCACCAGUUUUCUCGACCUUUUGCACGUGUACUUUGCACGUGCUGGCAAGAAAGCCACUGUGUUUACAAAGGCUUUCAAAGCGCUCGGCCUUAUCAUCGAUUUGAGCCAUUUCGGCGAAGGAUAUGUGACCAUCGGUCAUACUCAAGAACGUGGGGAUGAGCUGCGUGCGACAAUCACCCGCAUUCUUGAGUCCAACCGCCUUUCGCACGCUGAAGCCGAAAGCUUGCGAGGCAGGCUCCACUGGUACACUUCCUUUCUUUUUGGACGCAGAUCUUCUCAAGCUUUGAACGUCCUGAGCGACUGGGUAAAUCGAAGUGCAUCAAAAGGCGCGCUGCCUACGGAACUCCGAGAGUCCCUCACGUUCCUCAGGGACGUAGCUCUCCAUUCUGAGCCGCUGAAAAUUUCGAGGAGUUUGCAGCGAACUUUCUUGAUUUUUACUGACGGCAGCCUGGAGGGAAACUUUGCUUGUGUGGGAGGCAUUCUGCACGAUAGCCAAGGCGUGCCCCUAGCCUUUUUCUCGGUCAAGCUGAACCAAGAAACCAAACUGGAGAACAGCGACCUCCACCUGAACCAUGGUCCCAAUGUUUUUGAGAGUGCAGAGAAGAUCUCCGUCGAGUCCCUCCCCGAGGUGUUCCGUUCCGACACCGCGGAUUUCUUUGAGAUUGCCAGUGGUGAGGAGCACUCAAUCGUUCAAGAAGGUGCAGAUUUUCAGGUUCUGGCUGCGUCCGAUUCUUCCUCAUCUACUAUAACCCUGAGAUGUGAAGCCUUGGCUCGCGAGAAGCUGCGCAUGAAAGCCUUGUCUUUUGCCGACCUCUACGAGAUCGUCCAGCUCGUGCCGCUCCGGAAGACCAAGAAGCACAGGCAGGAUGAGAAUGCACAGGUCCUCUUUUUCGUCUGCUCUACGUUUGCAGCCGUUGUGUUUCAGGCAAUUGCCAGCACCUCAGCGGGAAUGUCGGAUACUACCAACCCGGAAGAGGUUUUGGAGACUGAAGCGGAAAUGUCUUCGUGGAGCUCAGCUUUCGACUUUUUAGAUGAGCCGGCUCAGACGAACCGACAAAACAAAAAGAAGAAAAAGAAGGAUGGACGGGACCGGCGAGCCCGCAAGAAGCCCUCUGAGAAGGCCGGCAAGAAGCUCGUGAUCAGCUCGGAUUCUGCAGAGAUUGCUGAGUUUAAUAUACAGCAGCAGGCGAGCAGCUCUAAUGAGCAUGCUACGAACAUCGUGCCAAUGGCUGAAUCAGGCAUGCAGACGGCCCCUGAGGAACUCCAGACUUCUGGAGAGUUCACCUUCGUUGCGGUGUGGCGGCCAGGACCUCCCCCACCGCGAAUUGGCAAGACACGUGCUGUUGCGAAGAUGUUAGUUCGCGCGGGAGCAGAAACCGUGAUCGCAGACGCGACCGGGAAUCAAGAUCGGUGGGAGCGCGAGCUGCUGCGCCUUUUCCCCCGCCAUUGCCUCAGCUGCCGGCAGCAGCGCCGGGAUACGAAUGGAGGCAAGUACCAGUGGCCAGCAGAAGCAGGGCCAAUGGAACAAGCGCUGGAACCAGUGGCAUCGGUCCAGCCAGGGGAGGCCACUCCUUCUGAAGUGGCCACGGCCGACGCCCGUCGGGCUGCCAAAGAGGCUGAUCAGGACGAGGCGGACGACGAAACGUCGUACCUCGCAUCUCUGUGGAAGUCGGCGGAGGAUGAAGCGCGCGCAGACCCCACUCGACCAUUGUCAGCUCGGGAACUGGCAGAGCAAGGAAAACUGCAGUGGUGGUGGAAGAUGCCUUGGAAGGCCGUCGUCGAAAAGUUCCCCGACACGGCUGCCUACAAGGAAUUCUUGGAAGGACUUGAAGGUCCAAUACCGGCCUCUGUGAUCUCCCGAGUGGCCACGGUCCUUGCUGCCUUUCGGGCUUACGGCCGCCCCCUCGAGGGGGAGAAUCCUGUGGCGGGCGUCGUCGGACCCGAUGCUCACAUUUUUCGGGUGCCUGGGCAACGAAUUUUGAUCUUAUCCUGCGAAUUGCGCGGGCCAAGCUAUAUCCGCAAUCCGAACUCGGAACACUCUGCUAUCAUGGCUCAUGGUACCUCGUUCCCAUCUUUAGUCGGCGUGGCGGAGAUAGGGGAGAUCGCGGUGAACGAUUAUCGCGAUCAGGGAAUUCCCUGCUUCGGCUUUUCGGCACGAGGUUCAUUGGUCGCACUGUCGCGAGAUGCACUGGAAAGUGCAGCGACAAAAUGCGCGAGUCGGGCUAAAGCCCUGGGUGGUGCGAUUAUCCUCGUAGAGUGCGAGUUGCCACGGAGCACCCCCUCUGUGGAGGGGGGGAACGAAAUGAUGCAGAUCUGUUGCCGGGACGCUGGCUCGGCGUACCGCCGGGUCCUCACAUUACUUCAUGCCUUUUCGAGUUUCUUUGACCUGUGUACUUUGAUGGCGGAUGACGAGGAGGACGGCCCGGAUUCUGUUCAGGCAGUUUUGGCAGGGAAAUCACCGAACACCAUCUUGAAACAUGUGGGUCCGGUUCGUACUCUUUGCGAGUGGCUUUUGAAAGCAAGUCAGACUCCGCCUUUUGCGGAGAAAGUCUUGUGGUCUUGUGUCCUCAAGAUGCCUAAGACCGCGGCCACCACACUGGACAGUAGUCUGCGUGCUAUCAAGUGGAGUUAUUAUACCUUGGGACUACGCGUUCAACUAGAGGUCUUCAGCAGUCCUCGAAUUCAUGGUGUGGUGAAGAAGGCGCUACAGACUAAAAACCCGUGGUGCCCGGCGUCACCCCUCAAGGUGUCCGAAGUUCUCCAGUUGCACGCGAUCUGUUGUGAUCGCGAUAUUUCUGUCAUUGAUAGAUGCGGGGCGGCACAUUUCCUUGCUAUACUCUACGCGAGGGCGCGAGCAUCGGACAUCCGGUGUGUCAAAAGUAUCUUGAUAGACGUGCACAACGAGGACUGGAGUUCGGGCUUCAUUGAACUAGGGACGCUUGAACACAAGACGUCUAGGCUGGACACUCAACGACGCCGCAUACUGCCUCUGGUGAUUCCCGGCCAGGGUAUUGCUAAAACGCCUUUUGGUCAGCUCCUCCUGGACAUUAGGGCUGAGGCUGGCUUGCCGAACGAUCAGGCUGAUGUCCCAUUCUUGCCGGCACCUCUGCCGGAUGGCUCUUGGUCUUCAGACCCGUUGUCUAGCAGCGAGAUCACCAGGUGGCUGAGGUAUCUACUGCCACGUCCCUCGACGGAGCAGGCCGUCAGUUCGCACUCAUUGAAGGUUACUUCACUUGUUUGGUGUAGCAAAUUCGGGAUGCUUCGCGAGACCAAGCGAGUUUUAGGCCAUCACGCGGAUGCAGCGACUGGAAGUGAUGCAGUUUAUGGGCGUGAGUUGCAGAGCGCGGCACUACGUGAGUACGUUGUCGUACUGGAUGCAGUGGCGACGGGUAAGUUCCUGCCAGACCAGACUCGUUCGGGUCAUUUCUCAUCAGGUUGGACUCGGGAGUCCAUCCUGCAGGCGGCUGCUUUUCCACAGGACUCGGAAGUCCUGCAGGCGGCGGUGGAAGAUGACCAAGAUGAGGCUUUGGCUGUGGUUUCUGAUGUUUCAGACUCUGAUGAAGAAGCCCCGGAGGAACAAUCUUUCUGGGCUCAUCCGACUAGCCAGGUCCUGCAUCGCACGACUUUGGGGUACUUAGCCAUGACGAGUUCCGUAGAUUCGGCACCUUUCUUUGUGCAGCGAGCGGAUGAAAUCUCGCUUGCCAAGCGAGUAGUGGAUGCCUUGAAAGGUAAAGGGGUCACCACUUUGGCCCAGCUGGCCUUUUGUGUCGGACAACCGGGACAGGUGCUAUCUCAGACUGAGUUUGACACGUGGAGCGAGGCCAUGUUGGUAGGCAUCACGGUGGGCGAGAAGGCGUCUCUGAGGCGCCUGAUCUUGGAAGCUCAGACCAUGCUAGUGGCUUCUUUGAAGGAUCUGGCAGAACCUGCUGAACACGCUUCCCCUAAAAAGGUGGGGGUAGCCGAGCGGAAUGCUCGCAUGGAUCAGCUUCGGACUCAGCUCGCCGGAGUUUCGCUCACUGGACAGCUUGAGCCGAGUCAUGCAUUACUUGACAUGGCCGUUCAGCAGUGGGAGAGUCGCUGCCUGAAGUACAUUGGUCCGGAGAAGUGUCAUAGCCGCGAGGAUGAGGUUCAGAACGUUAAGCCUUUGACCACCAGUCUUUCCUUGGAAGGCGGUAAGCUGAAGGUUACGGAGGCUGCUGGUAUGGAUGAUCGUGACAUUGAGGGCUCUUUGCAGGUCCUUAAUGCCCUGCGCCGCAGAGGAGUGGCUUACGCAUUUGCUCGCUUGAUCAGUUGGGAAAGACAUGAAGCUUAUGUUUCUUCCUUGUUCAGGUAUUUGACCAAGCCCGCUCAGCCUGGUUACAGGAAGGUGUCUCUUCGUCAGAUCUUGCGGGCUGACAAGCUUGCCUUCUCCAAGUUGUCGGAGGCUGGUGAGGAUAUCCGGGCAGAUGCUUCAGGCACUCUCCCGCUCGAUGCCGCGAUCGGGGCUAUCCUGCACGAUUACGACCUAAUUGUAGCUCUCCUGCCUAUGGGUGAUUUGGAUGGUAAGGGCAAGAAUGCUAAUGGCCGCGGUGGGCGCCCGGGUCCUUACAGCGAUAAUGCGCCCUGGAAGGGGAAGAACAGGGAAAGGCAAAAACACAUGGCAGGCCAAGGGCAAGUCGCCCAAGGGCAAAGGCUCUGGAGCCGGGAAACCGGAAUGGUUGCCUGA